Engraulis encrasicolus (European anchovy) is the source of this 1635-nucleotide messenger RNA. RefSeq names its product beta-1,3-galactosyltransferase 5-like. The record is from RefSeq and is a predicted model, not a curated record. Gene Ontology annotation, molecular function: hexosyltransferase activity. Lineage: Eukaryota; Metazoa; Chordata; Actinopteri; Clupeiformes; Engraulidae. Gene Ontology annotation, cellular component: Golgi membrane. Bases 565 to 1635 code for a protein of 356 amino acids. The transcript is spliced from 3 exons.
ACCCUUACUAAUAACAUUAAUUUGAUAAUAUCAUUCACAGCAAUAUAUCACCAGUUUUACUUUUAUAUGUAGCAAGGCCUAUUGUCUACUCUCACUGUAUGGUAGCCUACAUACCUAAUACUAACUCCUAUGACGGCCUCAUUCAACAAUGUUACAUUAAUACACUUCAGCAGGGACCAUAAACUAUAACUGAGUAAAACGCUUUCUAUUGGGUGGCACAUGGGGAGGUGCUUUGGUCGGUAUGGAUCCACUGUCAGAGAUAGUGAUUUUUUUCUUUCUCUAGCUAACAUAGUUUCUGCUGACCUGAGGUAAGCCUGUCACAGAUUCAGUCAUGCCUGAGCCAGAGACACAAUCCCUGAAGCGGGUGGUGCGCAAGGAGGAUAAGCUGCUAAAGACAAACAUGGAGUGGUUUUGAGAAACCUAAUUGUGUAUUGGGGCUGUUUGAUAAGGGCCUCGGGAAGAUUGUUUACACACCAUGACAGACAAAAGCACCCCAAUCCAACGCGACGCCGAGGGCACACGGAAUAACUCCACCAUGCCAUCCGGCGCCACCACCACUCCACCAUGAAAUUACCUUCUUUGUCUUGGCAAUUCUGUGCCCUUGUCUGUGCCAGCGCAUUAACUUCUCUGGUCAUCCUGAAGCUGCUCGCCUACGUCACCCAAGAGGAGUCGCCGCCGCCGCUUGUCCUGAAGCAUUGGGAUUCGGGGCCUAAUCCUACAGCGGCCCGUCGGGGGAGUCGACUGCCUUCACGCCGACACAAGCGCAGGGGCAUCGGCUUCGAGACGCUCUGGCGGGUAGAUCAAAAGCCGCCCGAGUGCCCGGGAGAUCUGCUGGUGGUGAUUCUGGUCACGUCGUCCCUCUGGCACACCGAGCAGAGAGACGCCAUCCGCAAUACUUGGGCACAGAAGCCGAGAGAGGUCGCUGCUGCUGCUGCUGCUGCUGCUGCGGACUACCGUUGGCGAGUCGUGUUUCUUGUGGGCCAACCUGUCGAGUCGGGCGUCUUCCCGCACAUCGCGCAGGAGCAGCAGGACUACGGGGACAUACUGCUGGGCAACUACGAGGACUGCUACCGCAACCUCACCCUAAAGGUCAUGCACGGCCUGUGGUGGGCGUCCGAGCACUGCAGGCCUCGCUUCGUCCUCAAAACAGACGACGACUGCUUCGUCAACACCUACUACCUGCCUCGCUACCUGACUGAGUUCAACCAGGACAGCGCCGGGGUGUACGUGGGCUCUGUGUUCCACCUGGGCAGGAGGCACGUCAUCCGGGACCAGCGCAGCAAGUGGUACGUCUCCAAGGACGACUUCCGCGAGCAGGAGUACCCGCCGUACGCCAGCGGGAUCGGCUACGUCCUGUCCCUGGACGUGGCGCGGGAGAUGGUGGAGGCGGCGCGGGACGUGCCGCCUGUGCCCAUGGAGGACGCCUACGUGGGCGUGCUGGCCCGCGAGGUGGGCGUGACGGUGAGGGACAGCGGCCGCUUCGCCAAGCACAACGUGAACUGGAGGGUGUGCAACUACAGGUACCUGAUGGUCAUCCAUCAUCUGGACGCGGGGCAGCUGAGGGAGGCCCAGCAGAAUCGGCUCAAGGCCCAGGGCCGCGCCUGCAACCACACCAGAGAAAUCACCGGCUGGUGA